GCUACAAGAGCCAUAGCUAAAAAACAUUAAGCAAUAUUUAUUAUCGCCAAUUGACUUAAAUUUACAUAAGAUUAUAAUUUAACCUUCCCUCCAUUGACCAAUGUUGCUAAAUGUUUAAGUUUAGUACAAAACAAGUAAAGCAAGUCAGUAUAUUGUGAACUUUGAGCAGGAUAAGUUGUAGUGUUAUCCUUAGAAAUAUACUAUCGCAUUUAUCGGUGAAAAUUGUUGUUUUUAAUUACAGUGAUAACAAUAUGAUUAAGGGAGCAGUAAGUUUGGUAACUGGUGGAGCCUCUGGAUUGGGAAAGGCGACGGUAGAAAGAUUGGUUCAACAAGGAUGUAGAGUAGUACUUUGUGACUUACCAGCUUCCAAAGGAAAAGAAGUAGCAAGCACUAUAGGCGAAGAUAAAGUACUAUUUGCACCAGUAAACGUUAUUUCAGAGGAAGAUGUCAAAAAUGCUCUAACGGCAGCCAAAGAUAAAUUCGGAAGACUAGAUAAUGUGAUAAACUGUGCAGGGAUUGGUGUAGCAUUUAAAACUUAUAAUUUUAAGAAGAAUGUACCUCAUAGUUUAGACGAUUUCAUCAAAGUUUUACAGGUUAACACCAUUGGCACAUUCAACGUUAUUCGACUGUCCGUAGGACUUAUCGGGCAAAAUGACCCAGAUCAACACGGCUGUAGAGGAGUCGUCGUAAAUACAGCUAGUGUAGCAGCAUAUGACGGUCAAAUGGGCCAGGUAGCAUAUUCUGCUAGUAAGGGAGCUAUAGCUGGUAUGACUUUGCCUUUAGCUAGAGAUUUGGCGAGCCAAGGGAUCCGUGUGGUUACUAUAGCACCAGGUCUGUUUAAAACACCUUUAUUUGAUGCAUUGCCUGAUAAAGUAGUUCAAUUUUUGUCUAAAUCUGUUCCAUUUCCUCCGAGACUUGGUAAUCCAGAAGAAUUCGCACAUCUGGUUCAGAGUGUAAUAGAAAAUCCAAUGAUGAAUGGUGAAGUUAUUAGAUUGGAUGGAGCUUUGAGGAUGCAACCAUAAUGGCUAUGAAUAGAUGUCAAGAAUAAAUGGUUUUACAUUUCAUUUAUUAUUUUUAGUGUUUAUUAUUUUUUAAUGUAGUUUUUUAAAUAAAUAUUAUUCCGUAAU
Diabrotica virgifera virgifera (western corn rootworm) is the source of this 1127-nucleotide messenger RNA. RefSeq names its product 3-hydroxyacyl-CoA dehydrogenase type-2 (gene scu). Gene Ontology annotation, cellular component: mitochondrion. Gene Ontology annotation, biological process: estrogen metabolic process; fatty acid metabolic process; androgen metabolic process. NCBI's taxonomy places the organism in Eukaryota, Metazoa, Arthropoda, Insecta, Coleoptera, Chrysomelidae. The record is from RefSeq and is a predicted model, not a curated record. The coding region runs from base 252 to 1022 and encodes 256 amino acids. The transcript is spliced from 5 exons. Gene Ontology annotation, molecular function: estradiol 17-beta-dehydrogenase [NAD(P)+] activity.